CCCAACCAAAGUAAAAUUUCGUGAACGGCGGCCAUCUUGAAUUUGCAGGAAACUCUGAAUUUUGUUGUUUUUGAGCUCGAAUGCAAAGGUAAAAUACAUGGCGACGAACGGAACUUUGCAGAAAGCCAUUGAAAUUGUCACAAAAGCAACAGAAGAAGAUAAAGCAGGRAACUAUGAKGAGGCAUUGAAAUUAUACGAACAUGGCGUUGAGUACUUUCUACAUGCUAUCAAAUAAACAAGAGUGGAGACAGUAGUGAUGAAGAGGAAAGUGCUGAAGAUAAAAAGCUUAAAGGACAACUUAACAGUGCCAUUGUUGUGGAAAAGCCUAAUGUUAAAUGGUCAGACAUUGCUGGUCUAGAGUCWGCCAAGGAAGCUCUAAAAGAAGCUGUCAUUCUACCAAUCAAAUUCCCUCAUCUUUUUACUGGGAAACGUACACCAUGGAAAGGAAUCCUACUUUAUGGGCCUCCUGGUACUGGUAAAUCUUACCUUGCAAAAGCUGUAGCAACAGAAGCCAAUAAUUCCACCUUUAUAUCAGUAUCCUCAUCAGAUCUUGUAUCAAAAUGGCUUGGGGAAAGUGAAAGACUUGUCAAGCAACUGUUUGAGAUUGCACGUGAACAAAAGCCCUCCAUCAUCUUCAUCGAUGAAGUUGAUUCGUUAUGUGGGUCAAGAAGCGAGAAUGAGAGUGAAUCAGCGAGAAGAAUCAAAACAGAAUUUUUGGUCCAAAUGCAAGGUGUUGGUGUCGAUAAUGAUGGCAUUCUUGUGCUUGGYGCAACCAAUAUCCCGUGGACUCUAGACAGUGCUAUAAGAAGAAGGUUUGAAAAGAGAAUCUACAUACCUCUCCCAGAAGCUGGGGCRAGACAGAAAAUGUUUGAACUUUCAUUGGGUGCAACUAAGACAGAACUGCGCCCUAAUGAUCUCAAAGACUUAUGUAAAAAGACGGAUGGAUAUUCAGGUGCAGACAUCAACAUCGUAGUGAGAGAUGCUCUCAUGCAACCUGUCCGCAAAGUACAACAAGCAACACACUUCAAAAGGGUGCGAGGACCAAGUCUUCAAGACCCUAACACUAUUGUUGAUGACUUACUGACCCCUUGCUCUCCAGGAGAUAGAGAAGCUUUAGAAAUGAACUGGAUGGAUGUGCCUGGUGAGAAACUAUUAGAGCCAUCUGUUACAAUGGGUGACAUGCUUAGAUCACUGUCCACAACACGACCAACAGUAAACGAUCAAGACCUCAAGAAGUUUGAAAAAUUCACCUCUGACUUUGGCCAGGAAGGAUAAAGAUGUUUAUAUAAUUUUUCUGUCUUCAAUUUUUGUUCUAUUUUCUUUGAUAAUGAUAACAUUGUUUCUGGUAUGAAUACAGCUCUUAAUCUUAAUGCAUUUCCUUUAAAAUCAAAACUGUACUUACAUGAUGUAUUCCAUGAAGCACAAAGUACAGAAUAAUAAGAAAUAGAUAAGCUACCAGGAAAACUGUGAAACUCUAACCAUAUGGUACUGAAAUAGUUCUAGUUAACAAAGUAUAAAAAUCAUUUAAGUAACAAAAUAGCACAAAAAUAGAGUUACUAAUUAAAAAUGCUUCACAUGUUUACUUAAAUGUUUACUUUUUAUGUUKACUUUUUGUACUAUUUAUGCUUCAUGGAUUAGGUGUUUGUACCUUAUUAGAGUGAAGUCAAAUAAAACCGUGAUGAUAGAUGAUACACUAAUUCACAGUAGCACGCUCUAAUUUCAUUGUUUUCAUUUGUGUCUAUUUGACUAUCACACUUAUUAAUAGUCAAAUUUUGUUUCACUGGUUUAAUGACUUCGCUCUAGGAAAUUCAGAAAAGAGGAUUUACAUGUACUAUUAACUACUAUACAUGUACUAUUAACUGCUAAUUAUUGUACACAGUUGAAGGGCAAGCACAUGAAUUUAGGACAUGCAUACCACUAAUUAUUUUUCAGUUUGUCAUGUAAUAAAAAAAUUAUUAAAUAUYGCAUUAGGUAGCCUGUGUCAGAGCCUGAAUAACGCCAGGCAUAAUCAAAUUCCUGUGACACAGGCUAUACAUUUAGAGGCCUUAGUUGUUCCUAGCCUGCUUAGCAGACCUCUUGAGAUCCCUUUGGACAAAGAAAGAGGUGCCCUAAGCAGGUAAAGUUGUUCAUAGCAAAGGUGUAAAAAGGAGGUUGUCAUAAGAGAACAGCAUUUUGUUCAAAUAURGGGCUGGUUGUACAAAAAUGCUGAAUAGUGCUAACUAUUUCUCCACACAACCAGUCCCAGUAGAGUGAUUUUAUUUAACCUGUAAGUAAAAUAAAGGUGAUAAUAAGCUUUUCAAAUGAGAACAUAGCCUGAGUUCAUCCAGCGUUUACUCAUAAACCAGAAAAUAAACUGGAAGGUCGUAGGCUAAUGAAAACAAUUCCUGAGAAAUUCUGUUCAUUGAUUCAUGACUUUAUUGUGAGCACUCUUUUAAUGAGGUUAGGGGGUGAGAUCAUUGAACUUUUAGUCAAAAUUUAGCAGUAGUAUUAUUAAAGACACAAUCAAAAUUUUCUGGAGAGGUUUCAUAAAAUCACUCUAUUUUCGUUCCAAGUAAAAGGKAAAUGCUUUGAGUUGAUAUUAGAUGUUUAAUUAAGUAGCUUUUUUUAGAAAAGGAAUGAGCAAUAAAAUAUAAUGUAUAGUGUAAGUUGUAACAUGAAUUUAUGCCAUUAUUUUACUCUCCAUAAUAAAUGAUAGCCCCUAAUUUAUGCACAAUAAAUCAGGCACAACUUUUUAA
This is a messenger RNA of Exaiptasia diaphana, 2735 nucleotides long. Its product is annotated as vacuolar protein sorting-associated protein 4B. Gene Ontology annotation, biological process: endosomal transport; vacuole organization. The record is from RefSeq and is a predicted model, not a curated record. Lineage: Eukaryota; Metazoa; Cnidaria; Anthozoa; Actiniaria; Aiptasiidae. Gene Ontology annotation, molecular function: ATP hydrolysis activity; ATP binding.